This is a messenger RNA of Rana temporaria (common frog), 1154 nucleotides long. RefSeq lists its product as uncharacterized. The record is from RefSeq and is a predicted model, not a curated record. Bases 106 to 1014 code for a protein of 302 amino acids. The transcript has 10 exons. NCBI's taxonomy places the organism in Eukaryota, Metazoa, Chordata, Amphibia, Anura, Ranidae.
GUUAGUUUCACUUUCACUGGCACUCUGUCCUUUCUAUAUCAAGAAGAGAAGAGAGACGGGCCCCAACAUACAGUAAGAUAGUUGUGUUUGGUAGAAGAUCUAUUGAUGGCACAAAUCGUUGGAAUAUUCUCCAGGUCGGGUGAAACUGAUUAUGCCUGGUUAACGGAUCGGCUAGGAGAACACUGUGAGGUUCUUACAGUGUGCAUCACUAAUAACAAUCGCAAUGAACUGAUACUUCGCUCCAACCAAUGCCAAUGGGUCAUAUUGUAUCACACCAAACAUCGAGGCCGAGUUAAUAUCACCGAUGUCACGGAUUCCCUCUAUGACAGUGAGAUAGAUCUUCUGUCUGACAGACAUGGGAAAAGUCAUGUCCUAGUAGUCAUUGAUGAUCUGGAGGACAGCAGUGAGGAGGUUAAGCAAAGAAUCCUGAGCAGUCAGCCCACCCUUGGAACCAAGGCUCACAACAUUUUCCUGUUCACCAAACCUGAGAAGCUAAACGAGCAAAUAUUAAAAGAAAAAAUACAGCCUAUAAUUGAUGUGAUCCAAAGAGGUAAAGAAGAGUCCAGGGAGAUUGUAUUAAUUCUGGGGGUGACGGCUCUAUCAGCGACUGUAAUCCGAGAAACGAUUCGCUCACCAGAUGGAAGAAAUUUGCUCCUUGCUAGUCUUUGGUCAGCCGGGGCCAUCAGGACUUUCUACAAGAAGCCAUCAAAACGCUUUUGGUUUACCCCCCGGAUUCAUUCCACGUUGUCCUGGACCGUGACCCUGGCCAGUUUUAUCAACACGUACUACAGACCCACCGCUUCUAAUGCCAGCCUUUCUUUUUCUUGGCUUAUAGCCAGUGUAAUCCUCCCUCGUAACCAAUUCAAUUUGAAUCGGACGGCCUUGAAGACGAUGGGUUAUAGUUUGGUGAUUUACAGUUUUUGGAAAGGCUGGAAAAUGCCUAAUACCACCAAAGUAUGGGAGAUGAUAGUUCAGACAGUCCUGCGUUCUCCAUCCAUCCUGGCAGCUCUAUAAUUUCACCACCAAUGGGCAGAUCACUGGAGUCACCAUGAUAUACCGGAAAAUACAUAAAAAGAUACAGUAUGUUCCCUCCUACAACCUUUUCUUCCACCAUUGUAACCAAAUACUUACUAAUAAAGUUUAUUGACGAAAUA